ACCCCUAUAAAAUCAAUAGUUUAGUCCAUUCUCGUCCCCAGACGAUAUUGUAGCAUUUGAUUUGGCGGGAAAAUUGAGACGAUCGGGUCAAAAGUAGUUUAAAGUACAGUAAUCUGGCGUAUUUCCAUUUCAAUUUGUUGCUAUGGAUCAAUACCUUCUCAUUGUUCAUACUGCACAUCCUAACGAUGCAGAUCUUAAAGUUCUCCAAAGAGAUACACUUGAUCUGAUACGAUCAUUGCAGACAGAACGGCGUCCGGCGCUUCACUCUUGGUUACAAGACUGUCCCAAUCAGGUCAUCCGUAGAGUCCCCUGCCUGCAUCUGGCUUUUGCAACGUCAUGGUCUGAACAUCUUACUCAGGAAAAGAACCAAGGAUCGUCAUCAUCCUGGCACGUCUUAGAUAAGACCCAUGGAGAAGAAGAAGAAGAGGAAGACUCCAAGAGAUGCUGGGUGAAGCAGGUAGAACUGUUGAUGGAGAGCAGGUGGACACCUUCACAAGAUUCAAGAAAGUACAGAAAUGAAGACAACAAGGAUUUUGAAGCCCACAUGACAAGUCUGGCAAGUUACAUUCAUGGCCUUGCUGACCAGCUUCCUGGUAGUGACAGUUUGAUGCUGAAUGUAGUCUGGAUCUCUUCUUCAGAAGAUGUCACAAUAGAGUCUCAUAUUCAGCUGUUGGGAGCCCUGAAGAGACUUCAUGACUGGCACCAUGCCCAUAUUGGGCUAGUGCCCACCUCAUCAGACAAGGUUACCAAUUUGCAGAUAGUGAGAAGUCUUGGUAACAAUGCCAGCCAAGAAGAGUCCCUGUCAGAAGCUUUGAAAUGUUCCCUGAACCCCCUUCAUCUGUGGAGAGGUUCUGUCCAUGUCCAUGAGUCUAAGGGCCCACAGUCUUUGUCCUUGCCAGGAUUUUCACUAGAAUGUAGAACCAACCCUCCCAGUAUUGGAAGAAUGAAGACUUCAUUGAUAUCAGGCAAGGACAACGAAAGCACAAGUUUAGUGACAACAGUAGCUGAAUAUCAUGGUUCUCUUGAACUGAGCCAGCACCUGGAGCUGGUACAGGUGGUACAGCUGGAAGAUGUGCCUCGCCACCUGAUAUCACCUGCGAGUCUCAACCUUAAAUUGUCAGCAAAACAUCCAAAGAUCCAGAGGUCCAGAACUCUGUUUCAAGAAGUUGCUAGUAAUCCCAAGAUGGGCCUGCUGACUAGACUGACCUGUACCAGAACACUGCUGGCUCUCAAGCCUUCCAAGGAGCGCAGCACUCAGGAAUGGAUGGACAAGUUCAAGAAUAAACCAUCAGACACAGCAGAAUGUUUCCCAUGGUUUGUAGCGCCCCCUGUUGAGGUGAAAGGGGCAGUGCAUGACUUCCACCUGCUUGUUGCUGGGGAUGGAGAAGGAGGCUGCAUGGCACACAUCCUGUACCCCCCUGCUCAACUAAAUGGUGCUGUCCUACACCGACUAGCAACAACUGACAAUCGAUUGUUAGAAGACAAAAAGCUUGACCUUACUCCAGUGGAGAACAUAUUGUGCCAGCUGCCUGACCUAACCAGUGGACUAGUGGGGAUGGAGAGGGACCUCCUACAGCUACAGGUGUAUGCCCUUAAGAUGUGGACAGAAGAGAAAACUGCCGCUGGCCAGCCUCCACAGUUGACAUACCAGGAGGUAGUGACAGUACUGAGUGCUGUAAAAGAGGAAUACUUAAAGAAAAGACUAGGAGCCACAAACAUGGCCAUAACACAUCUGUCUGGGAAAGGACUGGACUUAACAAACAUCAAAUGUGCCUCUGAGCUGGAUCUGGACAGUAAUAUGUGGCCAGAGAAGGAAGCUCUGAUUAACAGAGAAACUAUGGAGGAAAUUGAAAAAUCCAUGAAACGUCAGAAGUCUGUGGAUAUUUUACUUGGCGGGUUGCAACCACCAAAACGAAUGGACAAUGAAAUCAAGCUAGAUGCAGAGGAGUUCAUUAAACACUUCCUGUCCAAUGGCAUGGCUGCAAAAGACAACCUGACACCUCUUCAGUUACCUAAGAAAGGAAAACUGAGACAUCAAACAAAGCAGCCCCACAAUGUGGAACCUGAGCAGAUGAAGACCACAUCCUUCUCAGAGGCAGUUAAAACAGACCUCCCUGGAAUAGAGUACUGCCUGGACAGUAAACAGGCUGAGGACCAGGAUGCUCGGAUAUCACUGAUCCAGUCUAGAUACGUCAGCCAUGAAACCUCCUCCACCUGCACUGUGGAUAAGGCCUCCUCCCCUGCUACCAUGGUAACCAGGUCAGCCACGCCUAAGAAACAGGCAGCUAAGCAUGCUGGGAGGAGAACCACCCCAAGGUCACAGAGGUCAAGCAGCAGCAGAACAGUGGAGAAGAGGAAAGCUGAUGGCAGCUUGGACAGGCAGCAGAGCAAACGACAUGCCAGUAUCAGUAAAACAGGCCUGCCCCAGCAUGUGAAAAGAGAGAGGACUCUGAGUGCCCCUGUAUCCAGGAGAAGCAGAGCCACCCCUCAGACACACAGGGCCUCCAGCUGUACAGACUCUGUACAGGACAAGGAGAGAAGACAGAGUUCUACAAGUAGGGCUGCAACAUCCGAGAAGGACACAGAUUCAUCAGGAAAGCAACAGAAUGUCACAGAAAAGAGAUCAGACAGACACAAAAGGAAACUGUGGCAAGUUGUAGAUGAAGCUCUGACACAGAACGGUGUAGGAAAGAGCCACAAGAAGUACAAAGCCUGCUGCACUCGUCUCUUUGAGAUCUGCAAGAUGUUCCUGAAGGACUUAAAGAAUUCCCACAAGCUGGAGGAUCACAUGAAGAGGCUCGCAGAACAAAACGUAAAACAGGUUGUUGGUUUCUACAUUGAGUAGAGGAGAUGGUAUGGAUGUGGAUGACAGAGGACAUGUUCCCUGUGUACAUCAGUAUUCACAAUUGUUGCAGCUGAUGUAACUUGUGAAGCUUUUUAAUCAAGAAAAUGAAAAGAAAAUGAAUGUAAAUGUGAAUAACUGAUUCUUUUAUCUGUCAGUGCUGGUCUUUGUACAACAUUCUACAAGUAUCAAUCAUUCUCGAAUAUAAAAUAAACUUUGCAAGAAGGAA
Molecule: messenger RNA, 3071 nt
Organism: Branchiostoma floridae (Florida lancelet)
Lineage: Eukaryota; Metazoa; Chordata; Leptocardii; Amphioxiformes; Branchiostomatidae
Product: mdm2-binding protein-like
Exons: 25
Coding region: 143-2845 (900 amino acids)
Biological process (GO): regulation of protein ubiquitination; traversing start control point of mitotic cell cycle; protein localization to kinetochore
Cellular component (GO): kinetochore
Source: RefSeq, a predicted model, not a curated record